AUGGGAGAGGAGACGAACCAGCCCGGGGCUGUUCUGCGCACCCCCAUCGGGAAUGGGCUGGACUGUCACCCGGGUCUCUCACAGUCUCGGAAUGGGGCAGGCUCUAAUUGCACAUCAUUCUGGGGCAGCAGCCGAACCAGCAGCGCGACUUGGGAGCCUGGGCGACCUGGCCGGGGAGGGCUCCGGACCAUACAUUAUUCCUAUCACGAGCCUGAGAUUGGCCUAGCGGGCCGCACCCUGCGGAACGGGUGGAUCAUUGUCGAUGAUGUCGACGUUGACUCAGGCAGUCGGCGCAGUAAUCCCGGGUGGAGCGAACUAGGAACUAACGGCGCCAGGGCAAAAUCACGUUCACCGUCUGUCGGGGCCUUGGAUUCUAGGGGAGGGCGGGUGUCGGCGCAUCAAGUGACGGUCACGGAGUCUCUUUGGCGCCGUUGGAGCCUGGCGUCAGCCUUGAUGGACUCCAUUAAGAGUCAUCGACGAGUCAUCCUACAUUCUGCUGCCUACGUCGGACAUUCUGGAUGCUUCAUAUUCGGUCCGAUACGGCCUAUCGCACCCCACAACCCCCAUGUCCCACAGUGUCAUCCGCGAUGGAACUCGAGCAUCGAACGUCUCUCGCGCAGAAAUAAAGAAUAUUCGAGGCGAUCAGGUGGAUCGUCUCCCUGGGCAGAUCCAUCGAUAGGGUUCUGA
This is a messenger RNA of Penicillium lagena, 687 nucleotides long. RefSeq lists its product as uncharacterized. The transcript has 2 exons. Bases 1 to 687 code for a protein of 228 amino acids. NCBI's taxonomy places the organism in Eukaryota, Fungi, Ascomycota, Eurotiomycetes, Eurotiales, Aspergillaceae. The record is from RefSeq and is a predicted model, not a curated record.